UUGGAUGUCAGUCGCUCGUUGCCGUUUUAAUAGAAAUUCAAAACCGUUCUGCCUAGUAUUUCGACAAAUAUUUAAUGCUUUCGCAUACAGCAAAGUAAAUAUAAAAUAUAUACCAACUGGAUAUCUGGUGACUGCUGCACAAACGAUAGACAUAGACACAAUGCCACAGGGCGAUGUGGCCACAAUGGGGCAUCGACAUGUCAUGUGCGAUGGAUGCCAGCGACACGAGUUCCCCGGCCGCAGAUAUCGCUGCCUGCGUUGCUCCAACUACGAUCUGUGCGGCGAGUGCUACGAUCAAUGCGUCCAAACCGAACACCAUCUGAUGGAACAUCCCAUGCAGCUGAUCCUGUUGCAGCCGCAACCAGUGCCAGAGCUACUGAGCGCCGGCGGUGCUGUCGAACAAUUGCAUUUGUGCAACUGCUACACCUGUCCGUACUGCAAGGUGAUGGGCCACACGGCCAAGGGCCUCAUCAAUCAUGUGUACGGGCUGCAUAGCGAGGACGAUAGCUAUGUGGUGUGUCCCAUGUGUGCCUGCCUGCCGGGCGCCUCCCUGAUGACAAUGCAGAAUCUAUCACGUCAUCUACUGACCAGUCACAUUGACUAUGCAAAUUUCCUGGAGCCGCACACGCCACAGCUGCAAAGGCUGCCGCAAGAAGCUAUCCCAGACUCGCGACACCGCCGGUCUCGCGGUCAUCUGCAUCAUCACUACCAGCAACAGAAUGCUGCUGCCUACGCCCAAAUGGUUAACACCGGACAAUUCGCUACGGACACACUGCCCGAUCUGUCCAAUGUGCAGAUAAGCCACGACCUUAUGAAUAAUCUACGCAGUCUUUAUACCGAUGACGAGAUUGACAGCAUGAUGAUGGGUCAUGAUAACACAUUGACUUUGAACGCAACUGGAAGGGCCAGUUCGACACCCAACACGCCGCCCAUCACUCUGGUGGAUCGACAGCCAGAGAAACGCAGAGAGAAGAAAGAACGCCGCACCAAAACAGAUCGUUUUCUACUAUCAAAAUGGAUGGCUGCCGAACAAAAGCAAUGGAAGAUGUCUGCAGAGGCUAGAAAGGUGCGGCAUAGACAGGCAAUCUUCACCGAACAAAUACUCCUCUCGAUGAUGUGCGCGGAGCAAUUGGAGCUGCCGGAGAGUGACCCAAUCGCAGAUACACUGGACUUGAAGCCGUUCGAAAGAGAGUCAAUCGAAACCGUCGCACCCAAUCGAUCCAAGGCAGGGCAGCCACUGGAAACUGGAAAGAAUACACAGCCAAUGGAAAAUCUACAGACCCUGGAAAGUGACACAGCUCUACAGCCACUGGAAAAUGGCACAGCUCUACAGACCCUGAAAACUGGAACGGUUUCAGAACCCAAGAUAUCCAAGAUAAUGUCAUUGAUGGCCCUGCCCUGGACUCAGGCCUGGUCUGCCUCUCAGACUGAUAACGGUAAUGGCACGGCCAUAAAGCAGUUCAUUCAACUGAUGGGCGCCACCACUGACGAAACCCAAGUGGAUGAGAUGAAGAAUGUGGAGGCUGUGGAUUGAGUGCCCCCUCACCUACAGAUAGUUUGACUUUUGCUGUUGCUUUUUGUUUUAGAUUUCUGAGUUCCCCUUUGCACAAAAUAUUGGAAAUUUAUUGUAAAAUUUAAGUUAAUAUUUUUUUUCGGUCUAUAUAAAGUAUUUGGAUGAUUUUUGUAAUUGUAAGAAACAUGGACUCUUGCUCAGAAUAAAAACCAACAAGACAAAUUUU
This is a messenger RNA of Drosophila obscura, 1739 nucleotides long. RefSeq names its product E3 ubiquitin-protein ligase KCMF1. The transcript has a single exon. Bases 5 to 1534 code for a protein of 509 amino acids. The record is from RefSeq and is a predicted model, not a curated record. Gene Ontology annotation, molecular function: zinc ion binding. Gene Ontology annotation, biological process: synaptic signaling. Gene Ontology annotation, cellular component: plasma membrane. Lineage: Eukaryota; Metazoa; Arthropoda; Insecta; Diptera; Drosophilidae.